AUGAAAUUUUUAUUUGUUUUAUUAAGUUUAUUAUUAACUGUUGCUUUAUCUUCAGCUUCCUAUCCAUGUGGUCCAAAUUCAUGUGAUUAUGGCCAAGUAUGUAGAACUUUUGAUGGUGUCUGCUCUUGCAUUCCAAUUAACGACUGUCACGAAGUAACCUUAUCACAAAAAGUUAUUGGAACAUGGACUGAUAGUUCAUGCGGUAAAACCUACACCCAAUAUGAUGUUACCAUUAAAAACAACUUGAAUAGAGAUGUUAAAAACAUUUUCAUUGGAACUGACUACACCUUAAAUUUACGUGAUAACAAUUCAAUCUGGAAUAUCGUUCGUUUACCAAAUGGUGUUUUAACUCUUCCAUCAUACCAACCAUCCAUCAAUGCUGGUGCUUCAUUUACUUUUGGUUUCAUUUUAGAAGGUACCAAAGCUGCCAAAUUAAAUAUAUUGGCCGUCACAUUUUAAAUACAAAUAUUAUACUACAAUCUUUAUCAUAAAAAAGGUUAUUGUAUAAUCUAAAUAAAAAAUCUUUAUUUCAAUAAUAUUUUUAAAAAAAAU
Messenger RNA from Dictyostelium purpureum, 552 nucleotides. RefSeq lists its product as uncharacterized. Bases 1 to 459 code for a protein of 152 amino acids. NCBI's taxonomy places the organism in Eukaryota, Evosea, Eumycetozoa, Dictyosteliales, Dictyosteliaceae. The record is from RefSeq and is a predicted model, not a curated record. Gene Ontology annotation, molecular function: hydrolase activity, hydrolyzing O-glycosyl compounds; extracellular matrix structural constituent; polysaccharide binding. Gene Ontology annotation, biological process: extracellular matrix organization. The transcript has a single exon. Gene Ontology annotation, cellular component: extracellular matrix.